Molecule: messenger RNA, 1180 nt
Organism: Jaculus jaculus (lesser Egyptian jerboa)
Lineage: Eukaryota; Metazoa; Chordata; Mammalia; Rodentia; Dipodidae
Gene: Timm50
Product: translocase of inner mitochondrial membrane 50
Exons: 11
Coding region: 13-1077 (354 amino acids)
Molecular function (GO): phosphoprotein phosphatase activity
Source: RefSeq, a predicted model, not a curated record
CGUCAGCGCAAGAUGGCGGCGUCGGCAGCGGCGCUCUUCUGGCGCUUGCGGAGCGGGCUCCGGCCCGGCGCGCGGGGGUUGUGCGCGCGGCUGGCGACGCCGCCCCCCAGGGCCUCGGAGCAGGUUGCAGAAAUCGCAAGCCAUGGGGCCACCAAAGCCCAGGGGCCACAGCAGCAGUCAGGCUCAGAGGGUCCCAGCUAUGCCAAAAAAGUUGCACUCUGGCUUGCUGGUUUGCUUGGAGCUGGUGGGACUGUCAGCAUCGUCUAUAUUUUUGGAAACAAUCCUGUGGAUGAAACUGGUGCCAAGAUUCCUGAUGAAUUCGACAAUGAUCCUAUUUUGGUACAGCAGUUACGCCGGACAUACAAAUAUUUCAAAGAUUAUAGGCAGAUGAUCAUCGAGCCCACCAGUCCCUGCCUUCUCCCAGACCCUCUGCAAGAGCCCUACUAUCAGCCACCCUACACAUUAGUCCUGGAGCUCACCGGUGUCCUCCUGCACCCUGAGUGGUCGCUGGCCACAGGCUGGAGGUUUAAGAAGCGCCCAGGCAUCGAGACCUUAUUUCAGCAGCUCGCCCCUUUGUAUGAAAUUGUCAUCUUUACAUCAGAGACUGGCAUGACGGCAUUCCCACUCAUUGAUAGCGUGGAUCCCCAUGGCUUCAUCUCUUACCGCCUGUUCCGAGAUGCCACAAGAUACAUGGACGGACACCAUGUGAAGGACAUUUCGUGUCUGAAUCGGGACCCAGCCCGAGUAGUAGUGGUGGACUGCAAAAAAGAAGCCUUCCGCCUACAGCCGUACAACGGUGUCGCCCUGAGGCCCUGGGAUGGCAACUCUGAUGACCGGGUUUUGUUGGACCUGUCUGCCUUCCUCAAGACCAUUGCAUUGAACCAAGUGGAGGAUGUGAGGACUGUCCUGGAACACUAUGCCCUAGAGGAUGACCCGCUGGAGGCCUUCAAACAGCGGCAGAGUCGGCUGGAGCAGGAGGAGCAACAGCGCCUGGCUGAGCUGUCCAAGUCCAACAAGCAGAGCCUUUUUUUCGGCUCCCUCACCAGCCGUCUAUGGUCUCGUUCCAAGCAGCCCUGAUUGCUGGACCCCCUCCGACUCCGUGUCUGGGCCUAUGCCCCCGGCUUCCAGAGCAAGGCUUGGGUGACCUCAUGUCCAAUAAAGUGCAUCCCAGACGCCACAA